AUGCAAUGGCAAAAAUGCGUUGGUUUGUACACGGAUGGAGCCAGGGCUAUGGCAGGCCAGUACAAUGGGCUUCAAGGUUUGGUUAAAGCUGUUGCCCCAAACAUUAAAUGGACCCAUUGCAUCAUUCAUAGAGAGGCUCUAGCUUCAAAAGAUUUGAGCCCCAGCCUAAAUGAAAUUCUUCAAACUGUCGUUAAAACAGUAAAUUUAAUAAAAGCACAGCCACUACAGUCAAGGUUGUUUAAAGUUUUGUGUGAAGAAAUGGGCUCGGAGCAUACAGCACUGCUAUUCCACUCCGAAGCUCGGUGGCUAUCUCGGGGAAAUGUUUAA
Messenger RNA from Aphis gossypii (cotton aphid), 327 nucleotides. Its product is annotated as protein FAM200A-like. The transcript has a single exon. The coding region runs from base 1 to 327 and encodes 108 amino acids. The record is from RefSeq and is a predicted model, not a curated record. NCBI's taxonomy places the organism in Eukaryota, Metazoa, Arthropoda, Insecta, Hemiptera, Aphididae.